Molecule: messenger RNA, 1004 nt
Organism: Hippocampus zosterae (dwarf seahorse)
Lineage: Eukaryota; Metazoa; Chordata; Actinopteri; Syngnathiformes; Syngnathidae
Gene: jagn1b
Product: jagunal homolog 1b
Exons: 4
Coding region: 146-697 (183 amino acids)
Biological process (GO): vesicle-mediated transport; granulocyte colony-stimulating factor signaling pathway; endoplasmic reticulum organization
Cellular component (GO): endoplasmic reticulum membrane
Source: RefSeq, a predicted model, not a curated record
UUUAAAAAAAAAGGAAGAAGUGUUUUUGGCCAAUCGUCGUUGGGACUGUCAGUCGACUUCCUUUUCCUCACAGCGCUAACGUUGGCGUGCAAUUUGUUCAUGCUUCGAAAAAUUGACGAACGGCGGAAGAUAACGUAACUGAGCCAUGGCUUCCCGAGCAGGACCACGAGCGACGGGCACGGACGGCAGUGACUUUGAACACAGAGAGCGAGUGGCCUCACACUACCAGAUGAGCGUGGCCCUGAAGUCCGAAAUCCGCAAACUCAACAUCGUCCACUUGUUGAUCUGGCUGCUGAUGGCAGCUCAGGUGACAGUGAGCCAGCUGAGUCUGGUGUCCCACAAAACUAUCGCCUCGCCGUACCAGUGGGAGUACCCGUACCUCCUCAGUCUUAUUCCCACCACCUUUAGCUUCAUGGCUUUGCCACGAAACAACAUCAGCUACCUGGUCAUCUCCAUGAUCAGCAACGGGCUUUUCUCUGUGGCUCCGCUCAUCUAUGGCAGCAUGGAGAUGUUUCCCAUCGCUCAGCAGCUCUAUCGACACGGCAAAGCCUACCGGUUUAUUUUUGGCUUCUCGGCGGUGAUGGUCAUGUAUUUGGUGAUCGUCAUUUCCGUGCAGGUGCACGCUUGGCAAAUCUACUACAGCAAGAGGCUGCUGGACCAGUGGUUUACCAGCACGCAGGAGAAGAAGAAGAAAUAAAAUCACACGGAACAUGCCGGCAUUGUCUGCGUGACUUUGGGCAAACAGAAUGAGAUGACAGAUUUGUGUCUGUCCAAAAAUGAACUGCAGCAACAGGGAAAAAAAAAUGGAAUGAUUGGUUGGGAGACUGAUGCAGCCCAAUCUCUGAGGCAAGACUCUGCAAAAAGUUGGCCAAUAGCUUUUUCUGCCUUUGUACUGUUCUAUUUGAAUUGUUUUCAUCCAAAUGGGAAUUCCCUGAAGUCUUCUACCAUCAGUGCAUACUGUACAUGAAAGCUUCUGGCAUUUCACAAUUAAACUGUUCAAAGCA